CUUAGUAACAAAACUUUCAAUCCGGCCACAAAAGAGGUUCAAAUUCGGUUUCAUCCAGAUUUUCUCUCUUUCAAAAUCUCAGAUCCGCACUCUAUUUCUCCCGAAUCAUGCUCGUCGUCUCCCCCAAUGAUUCCUAAUUCAUUCGUAAAACCCUAGCAUUUCAUCUUCUCCAUAGAUCAACUCAAUUUCUGAUACUAUCAUACUUGCAAUCACAACCACAAUCGAAGAUGUAUAUGGCGUACGGCUGGCCUCAGGUGAUCCCUCUGGAAUCAGGCCUGUGUCCUACUUCGCAGCAGAUCAUCUACCUCAAAGUUGUCGAUCGAUUAUUGCUCGUUGUUUGUCCUUCUCAUUUUGAGCUAUGGAGCUCUUCUCAGCAUAGGGUAAGAUUAGGGAAGUACAAGAGAGAUCCGGAUUCAAUAGCAAGAGAGGGAGAGAACUUGCAGGCUAUCUGGAGCCCUGAUACUAAAUUAAUCGCUGUUAUGACAUCUUCAUUCUUUCUUCACAUUUUUAAAGUCCAAUUUUCUGAGAAAAAAUUACACAUAGGAGGCAAGCAACCGUCCAAUCUGUCUCUUGCUACUAUUUCUCUACUUAUGAGCGAGGAGGUCCCUUUUUCAGGCAAGGAUUUAGCGUUGAGCAAUAUCAUUUGCGACAACAAAAACUUGCUGGUUGGACUCUCUAACGGAACUUUGUAUAAUAUGUCUUGGAAGGGUGAGUUUAAUGGAUCCUUGGAUCUGGACUUCAAUUCAUAUAAUGAAAAUGGCCAUACAAAAUUGUCCAAUGGUGUAGCUUCUGGAGGGACUCAAGGUGUUAUAUCAUCUAGUCAUUCUUCGUAUAAAAAGCCAGCAAUCACUUAUUUGUACUUUAGCUUUCCGUUGAGGCUGUUAUUUGUUCUAUUCUCUGAUGGACAGUUGGUGUUAUGUUCUGUUAGUAAAAGAGGUUUAAAGCAACCAGAUUCUGUUAAACCUGAAUAUCGGUUAGGAUCUGAUGAUGCAGUAUGUGCUUCAGUUUCACCAGACCAACAAAUCCUUGCCGUUGGCACCAGAAGAGGUGUCGUAGAGUUGUAUGAAAUUAGUGAACCUGUAGCACUUAUUCGGUCCGUAUCAUUACAUGACUGGGGAUAUUCAAUGGAUGACACUGGUGCGGUUAGUUCUAUUGCAUGGACCCCCGAUAGCUCUGCUUUUGCAGUUGGGUGGAAGUUAAGAGGACUUACGGUGUGGUCUAUAUCCGGUUGUCGAUUAAUGUCUACAAUACGUCAGAUUGGUAUAAAUUCUGCAUCUGCUCCAGUGGUUAAGCAAAACCAAGAUGGCAAUUAUGAACCGUUGAUGAGUGGCACUUCAUUUAUGCAGUGGGAUGAAUAUGGUUAUAGACUUUAUGCAAUUGAAGCAGGUUCUUCAGAAAGAAUACUUGCAUUCUCUUUCGGAAAAUGUUGUCUAAACAGAGGGGUUUCUGGCAAAACUCAUGUCCGUCAAGUUAUAUAUGGUGAAGAUCGGUUACUUGUUGUGCAGUCUGAGGAUACAGAUGAACUGAAAUUAACACAUCUUAACCUUCCAGUUUCCUAUAUCUCCCAAAAUUGGCCUGUUCUUCAUGUGGCAGCUAGUGAGGAUGGAAUGUAUUUAGCCGUUGCUGGUCUUCAUGGGUUGAUUUUAUAUGACAUUCGAUUAAGUAGAUGGAGGUUUUUUGGUGAUGUUACUCAGGAACAAAAGAUUCAAUGCACAGGAUUAUUAUGGAUGGGGAAAAUCGUUGUUGUUUGCAACUACAUCGAGUCAUCCAACACGUAUGAGUUGCUGUUCUACCCAAGAUAUCAUCUUGAUCAGAGCUCACUUCUUUAUCAGAAACCGUUGCUUGCAAAACCCAUGGUGAUGGAUGUCUAUAACGACUAUUUACUUGUCACUUACCACCCAUUUGAUGUGCAUAUAUAUCAUGUAAAAGUAUCUGGUGACUUGACUCCUUCCAGUAAUCCGGAUAUACAGCUUUCUACAGUACGAGAGCUAUCCAUCAUGACUGCAAAAUGCCAUCCUGCUGCAAUGCAUUUUAUACCAGAUCAACAUGAAAGUGAUGCUUCCAUUAAAGAUGCUUCAUCAUCUCCAAAUUCAUUAGAAAAAGAGCCCAUUAGAUGUUUAAUACUAAGAGCAAAUGGGGAACUAUCAUUACUUGAUUUAAUUGAUGGUCGAGAAAGGGAGCUUACAGAUUCUAUAGAGUUGUUUUGGGUUACCUGUGGGCGGUCAGUGACGACAAAUUUGAUUGAGGAAGUAUCAUGGUUAGACUACGGUCAUCGGGGAAUGCAGGUUUGGUAUCCAUCUUCAGGUGUGGACCCCUAUAAGCAGGAAGAAUUCUUGCAGUUGGACCCUGAGCUUGAAUUUGAUCGUGAGGUGUAUCCACUUGGUCUGCUUCCAAAUGCUGGAAUUGUAGUUGGCAUUACCCAAAGACUAUCGUUUUCUGCAUGCACAGAGUUUCCAUGUUUCGAGCCAUCUCCUCAAGCUCAAACAAUACUACAUUGUCUACUUCGCCAUCUUCUUCAGAGAGAUAAGAGUGAAGAGGCUUUACAACUGGCUCGAUUGUCUGAGGAGAAGCCUCAUUUUUCCCAUUGCUUAGAGUGGCUUCUUUUUACCGUCUUUGAAACCGAAAUUUCCAGGCAAAAUGUGAACAAAGACAACCCUUCUCUUUUGGAGAAAACUUGUGAUUUGAUAAAGCACUUUUCAGAGUAUUUUGAUGUUGUGGUUAGUGUGGCAAGAAAGACAGAUGGCCGUCACUGGGCAGAUUUGUUUUCUGCUGCUGGAAGAUCAACAGAGUUGUUUGAAGAAUGCUUCCAGAGGAGAUGGUAUCAAACCGCUGCUUGUUAUAUACUUGUUAUAGCAAAACUGGAAGGAGCACCUGUCAGUCAGUACUGCGCUCUACGCUUAUUACAGGCAACACUGGAUGAAUCUUUAUACGAACUUGCUGGGGAGCUGGUGAGAUUUUUGUUGAGAUCAGGAAGGGAAUAUGAACCCGCAACUACAGAUUCAGAUAAACUAUCUCCCAGAUUUCUAGGAUAUUUCCUUUUUCCUACUAGUUAUAGGAGACAGUCUUCAGAGCCAAAAAGCCCUUCAUUCAAAGAGCAGAAUGCACAUGUUGCUUCUGUAAAGAAUAUUCUAGAAAGUCAUGCUAGCUACUUGAUGUCUGGGAAAGAACUUUCCAAGCUUGUUGCAUUUGUUAAAGGCACACAGUUUGAUCUAGUGGAAUAUCUUCAACGCGAAAAAUUUGGAAGCGCUCGUUUGGAGAAUUUUGCUUCUGGGCUCCAGUUAAUAAGUCAGAAGCUUCAAAUGGGAACUUUGCAAAGCCGAUUGGAUGCAGAAUUCCUCUUGUCCCACAUGUGCUCAGUCAAGUUUAAAGAGUGGAUUGUAGUUUUGGCAACCCUUUUAAGGCGAUCAGAGGUUCUCAUUGAUUUAUUUCGCCAUGAUAUGCGGCUCUGGCAAGCAUACAGCGCAACAUUGCAGUCACAUCCAUCAUUUUCUGAAUACCAUGAUUUACUCGGAGACUUGGGAGAGAAACUUUCAUCCAAUGAAAUAACAGAAGAGACCUGACGGGAACACAUACUGCACCAUAAAUCUUCAAAAAAGCUAAGCGAGAUCUUCAGUCCAAAAGGAGAUUUUACCACCCGAAGAAAAGGAUGAAUCGUUCGUCCAUGAGGUAAACAAGUAAUUUAUAUGGCCGUACGUUAGCGAGUCGAAACGUCUCUUUUCUACCUCCAAGCUUGUUGUUCCAUGUUUUUUUUUUUUUUUUUGCAUAAGUAGUAUCAUUUUGUAUUUCUUUUUCUUUUCUUGGUUUUCUGACUAUGAGAAGAACAUCAGGGGGUGGGUGGGUUGUAAACCAGAAGUUGAACAAAUAAAAUACUCUUAUGUAGUUUUUUUAAAUGAUAAUAUAAUAAUGUAUAUAAGACUUUUUCUUCAAA
Molecule: messenger RNA, 3928 nt
Organism: Helianthus annuus (common sunflower)
Lineage: Eukaryota; Viridiplantae; Streptophyta; Magnoliopsida; Asterales; Asteraceae
Product: guanine nucleotide exchange factor subunit RIC1
Exons: 22
Coding region: 228-3560 (1110 amino acids)
Biological process (GO): intracellular protein transport; retrograde transport, endosome to Golgi
Cellular component (GO): Golgi membrane; Ric1-Rgp1 guanyl-nucleotide exchange factor complex; cytosol
Molecular function (GO): protein binding
Source: RefSeq, a predicted model, not a curated record